GGGUUUUUCUCUCAGUCUUUUGGUUUUUCUUUCCCAUAGUCAUUCCUCCAUUUGUGCUUUUUUUUAGUUAGAAGCAAUAAGCACUGUUUUUCUGUCCUUUUUAGAGUUUUUUGGCUCAUUGUGUUUGCCAACGGAGCCAUUAUUUUGCUUUCUCCGAGGGGACUUUUAGAGAGCGGGAGGUUUUGCACUGCUCUGUUGAUUUCUGUUUCGAAUGGUCAUUCAGAGCCGCUGGGCACUCCGGCAGGUUUCAGCGGAGCCAACAUGUUGUUGGACUACAUGGACUUUUUAAGUACUGUCUGAUGGCUUCAGACUUUUUCUUUUCAUAUCUUUUGCUUGAUGGAACAAAGGAUUGAGUGAAAAAGAUGAAAAUGAAAUGGAAAGAUUAGAUAAUGCAGAAAUCGGAGAGCUCUGAGGGGUAAAACGCAAAAGUUUUUCUGUGGCAGACGGUAAUGAGGGCUGAUGGAAGAGACUGUAGAGAUGACUGUGAUAAAGAAAGAAAAGGAGCCAGAGGGAUAGAGAUGGCAAAAAGAAAAUGAAGCCUUAGCCUACAGUUUUGGUUUGAGUAAGUUUAAUUACAUAUUGAAGGGAUUUUUUUUUUUAAACCCUUGUAAGCUUUUCAGUCAUUUUUGGCUGAUUUCUUUUAAACUCUGACUAUUUUAGAAAUGUAAUUUGGAAAAACAAAACAAAAAAGAGGAUCAGAUAAGUCUAAGUCAAUAAAAAAGUCACCUUGUCAAUAAAAAAAAAAAAAAAGGUUUAGAAGGUUUAAAAAAAUAUUGCUGAAAAUGAGUUGCAGUUGGUAUUAGAGGGCGGGGCAUUCUCAUUCUAGGGAGCAUCUGAUUGGAUGGAAUUCUGUGCAGUGCAGGAUGAGUCAUCAGGAUUUAUAGUGAGUGUUCCGAAAGAAACACUUUGUGUUCAAAGUGAUUAUUAGGUGUAAACUGGCUUGAACAUGACCUCAAUGGUAACAGACAUUGACUAAAAGCAACAAAACUCUGAUUUUGAUUUUGUGGGUUAUUUAAAAAGAGUAGAAAUAGCCAUAAGAGAGUAUGCAAGUGAGAUAAAGAAUAGCUAACUGUUGAGCAGCAAAUAGAUACAGGCAGGAAGAAGUGAUAAAGGGAAAGACACCUGAAUGAAUGAGAGAGAGAGAGAGAGAGAGAGAGCAAAAGAAAAGCAGGAGGGCCGGCCCACUCAUAGUGACUGAGAGCCAGAGUUUAGAGUUUGUCAGGAGAUGACAGAGUGGGGAGAGAGAAAGACUGAAUGAGCUGAAUGGUUUAGAAAGUGAAGGAAUAGAAGAAAAAAAAAGAUUGAAGCAAAGAAAGAGGAAGAAAACCGAUGCGUAAAAACUUGGAUUUAAUUAAUUUUUCCAUCCUGCAGCCGGCUUCCCUGGAUCUACAUCUUGCCAGCACUGCCACGUGCUCGCUACACACACACACACACACAUACUUCUGGGUCUGCCAGACAGGGGUAUGUGGCCACAUCCUGGAUCACUCUCAUCUCUGGAUAUGCUUCUGUGGUCGUAACACUCGUCUGUGUGCGUGUGUGUGAGCAUGGGAGGUGUGGAGUUCACCGGUGUGAUAUGGAACUAUCAGUUUAACUCCGGAAUCCUUUAAGAAGUUUCACCAGCAUGGAUUAACGAAAUAUGAGGAGAUUUGGGCAUGUUCAACAGAAACCACAUCCUCUCUUUGGGAGAGAACGGACACAUCUUUAAGCUGAAUCGUAGUUUAAAAAAAAAAAAUUGCCACAUCGAAAGUUCUUAAUGGUUCCUUUGUGAUUGCGACUUGUCCUUUUGUGAGCCCUUGCACACUCCCGUGCGUGUUGAUGUGUGAUGCGGUCAGCGGGUCAGGUGCCGUUGGCGAUGCCUGCUGUGUGCCCGCGUGUAGGGGGUAAGGAGUGGUGUUUUCAGGAUGCAGUAGGAGUGGACUGCAGCUCUCCAGAACCUCGCUGUAUCUGGGUGGCGGUUUUACAUGGGGAUACACCACAAAUAAACGUUUCGAACCUCCAAAAUGACACUAUUGAAAGCACAAAUGGCAUCAAUGCCAGCAGAGCACUGCCGAGACCCUCACAGACCUGCAGGGCAAAGGGGCGGAGAGAUAGGAUCUCCUCAUCCAGUGAGAACCCUCGGCCGGUGGUCAGGAGCGGGGCAGAUGGCUUGGGCGUGUCCUGGCAGGGUCCACGUACACUGGUGCUCCAUAAGAACUCUCAGGGCUUUGGCUUCACACUACGUCACUUCAUCGUUUACCCGCCAGAGUCCGCCCUGCACACCAGUCUCAAGGAUGAAGAGAAUGGGAAUGGAAAGGGGCUCCAUCGGAGUCGUCUGGAGCCCAUGGACACCAUCUUCGUUAAGAAUGUGAGGGAAAAAGGCCCCGCCCACCAGGCUGGCUUGUGUCCAGGAGACAGGCUGGUUAAAGUGAAUGGAGAGAGCGUGCUGGGCAAGACAUACUCGCAGGUCAUUGCACUGAUUCAGAACAGUGAGAGUGUACUGGAGCUCUCCAUCAUGCCAAAGGAUGAAGACGUGCUGCAGCUGGUAAGUGCAUAUUCCCAUGAUGCCUACCUAACAGGGAACAAUCCAUAUACAGGAAAGGCCCAGAAUCUUCCUCCACCACCCCCUGUCCUCUACCCUCCACGUACAAAAACCCAGCCUCCUGCAGGGUACCCCCCCAACCCUGCCCCAGCUUCUUCACACAUGGGGCAAAACCAGCUGGACAACUGGAGCCGCUGGCCCGGCUCCUCGUCUGGUCCCUCUCCGCCCCUUGACAACCGGACAGUAGCUUCCAAUACCGUCUGGGCAGCCGAGGGCAGGAGCUGUGAGCCAGGAGGUGUUGGUCACACUAGCCCUGCACACCGAACUGAAGAGAUCCAGUAUGGAAUGACUGACAGGGAACAGCAGGCAACCGGACAAAUGAGAGGACGCUCAUAUUCUUCAUCUUCUUCCUCGGGAGGGAUGAUGAGCCCAUUGCAUCAUGCUCAUCUCGCCAACCACAACGUGGGGCACAUUGGAGGCCGCAAGGAAAGCCCACCUUGGGCCAGCCCUUCUCAGUCAACAUCAACACCCCCAUCCAGCCGCAGCGAAUGCACCCAACAAGCCCUUUCCAACUGGUACUACAGCCAGGUACCUGGCCGGGAACGGGAACGAGAGCGAUCAAAUUCUCGCUCCAUGCAUCCACGCAACAGGAGUUUCUCACAGGAUCGUCUAGGUGAGCUUGGGAGGGCCAGGCGUUCGCAGCAAGUGGGUUUUCCUCACAGUGCAUCGCAAGACACAUUGCUGCUGCUUCAGCAGAGCUCGGCAGCAUACGCUGAUCCUCACUGGAACCACAGAGACUGGCGGGGUGAGCAUGCUUAUGGACACCACCCAUCUGCGGUGGCAUAUGGGCGCAAGUCCUCCGAAAACCUUCUCGCAAGCCGGUACGGACAUACGGGACGUUCACUGGAAACUCUCGACAGAGCUGUGGGGAUACUUUCUUCACAAAUGGAAAGAUCUACUUGGGUCCAGCAGCCUCCAAACAGGACUGAAAGCUAUCUGAGAUGUGGCGGACAUUGUGAGUCACACCACCAAAUCCAGCAGCACCACCACCAACACACACCUCAGCAUCAAAACCUCACACACGCAGCGCACCAACACUCAUCUCAGACUCCGCAACCACAGCAGGCAGCUCCACAGGCAAGACGUUUGCCUUCUUGCCAGAGUCUAGACGAGGAGCCGAUUGGCUAUCGUAGCUACAGCCCCUCUUUCAACCGGAAGACCGGCCGUAUCUUGCAGCAAGCCCAGUCUUUCAGAGACCCCUCUUACACAGGUCCACACCUCUGGACCCCUACAACCAAAACCAGUCCUCCAGAGGGGCUUCCAUCCUCGUCCUCUCCUUCCCCAACUCCACCAACCACCUCCUCUACAACUGCUAUUCCCACAUCCCUUGAAGGACAAGACAGAACUUACCGACCCACUAAUCACGACAGAGGGGCAGGGGAAGCAACAGGUGAAGCCCAGACACAGGAAGUGGUUCUAAGGCAGAAACCACCCACCGGCCGAAGGGGUGCGAAUGCCCUACGGCAUCCACAUUACGGCAUAGCACUUGACUCCAGUGACCCUCUACUCUUUACCUCUGAUCCUACGGAGCCCCCUGCCAAAGCGGAGAGUGCUAUUUCUCAUCGGCGUACAAACGGUAACCUACCACCUCUGUCUAUAGAGGAUGAUUCCCUCGCGUCAAUUCCCUUCAUAGAUGAGCCGACCAGUCCGAGUGCAGAUCUGCGGGCUCGUCAUGUCCCCGCCUCCUCCGUCGUGUCCAGUGGCGGUAUAAACUCCGCCCCUGCUGUGGCCACAAGCCCCGCCUCCCCAACCUUCACCUUUCCCCUCAACCGCCUUUUCUCCCACAACUGCACAGGUGAUCCUAAGUCUAAUCGUCGCUCUUCUUACCUGCUGGCCAUCACCACUGAGCGCUCCAAGUCAUGUGAUGAGGGCCUUAAUGCAUAUAGAGAAGAGGGGCGGAUCUUCUCGAGGAUUCCAAAAAGAGUUAAGAGCUUCUUUACUGAAGGGUCUCUGGACAGUCUGGGUGCUGCAGAAGAGGCUCGCUCUAAACGACACUCUACCUCGGAGCUGGGCAGCAUCAGCUACAGUGACGUGAAGAGAGAAGGCUGGCUUCACUUUAAACAGAUCCACACGGAGAAGGGCAAGAAGGUGGGUAGUGCCAUCUGGCCUUGGAGGCGGGUGUUCUCCGUGCUUCGGUCCCAUUCUCUGUUCCUCUACAAAGACAAGCGAGAGGCAGUGCUCAAAGGGGCGGUGCUGGGAGGCGGGGCCGAAGAGGAGCAGCCAAUCAGCAUCCGGGGCUGCCUUGUGGAUAUUGCAUACAGUGAAACGAAGCGCAAACAUGCGCUGAGGUUGACCACACAGGACUUCUGUGAAUACCUGCUACAGGCGGAGGACAGAGAUGACAUGCUGGAGUGGAUUAGGGUCAUCCGAGAAAACGGCAAGACUGACAACGAGGAAUUGGGUUUCUCACGACAAGCUCUCAUCAAUAAGAAACUUAAUGACUACAGAAAGCAAAGUCCAACGGGUAAUAAACCAGACUCCUCACCCAGAGUGCCUCGAAUGACAUUUCUGCUCAGUAAGCAAGACAACAGCGCACCUCCACGUUCCCCAAAACACGAGGCCAAAGAUGAAAGCAGCCCCCCUAAAUCUCCGUGGGGCAUAAAUAUAAUGAAGAAGGCUAAAAAAGCAGGUCCUAAAGCAUUUGGUGUGCGUCUAGAGGACUGCCAGCCUGCUACAAACAACAAGUUCAUUCCCCUGCUCGUGGAGAUCUGCUGUGGGUUGGUGGAGGACAUGGGUCUGGAGUAUACAGGGAUCUACAGAGUGCCAGGGAACAAUGCAGUAGUGUCCAGCCUGCAGGAGCAUCUCAACAAAGGAGGAGACAUCAACAUCGCUGAGGAGAAAUGGCAAGACCUGAAUGUGGUCAGCAGCCUGCUAAAGUCCUUCUUCCGUAAACUCCCAGAACCUCUCUUCACAGAUGACAAAUACAAUGACUUUAUUGAGGCCAAUCGGAUGGAGAGUGCCAGUGAUAGACUAAAGACAAUGAAGAAACUGAUUCGUGAUUUACCAGAUCAUUACUUCCACACUCUAAAAUUCCUAAUUGGACACCUAAAGACUGUGGCAGACCACUCUGAGAAGAACAAAAUGGAGCCGCGUAAUUUGGCGCUGGUGUUUGGCCCCACUCUUGUCCGGAACUCAGAGGACAACAUGACAGACAUGGUCACCCACAUGCCUGACCGCUACAAGAUUGUGGAGACACUCAUUCAGCAUCAUGCCUGGUUUUUCUGUGAAGAACAUGAAAAAGAUGAAAAGACACCAGUGGACACAGAGGACGUUCAGCCCGCCCCAAACAUAGAUCACCUCCUCUCUAAUAUUGGUCGGACGCUUGGGGAGGCAUCAGACUCAACCAACAGUGAUUCUGCAAAAUCAAAGGGGUCAUGGGGAUCAAAACGUGACUUUACUGCCAAGGAUAUCCUGACGUUAUCGAUUAUGUCGGCUGUGACACGCAAGCGCCGGAAGCGGCCUAACGGCCGUCUCAUUGGGAGCAGCACUGAUGACGAUUCUGAGCACGAACCCGUUAAAUCCUGCAUCUCCGAAAAAGAUGACUUGCAAGAGAUGGGGCAGGUUGCAUCCUUCUGCGCCCCUCGAGCGGAGGCAGAAGAGGAUGAAGAAGAGGAGGAGGAGGAGGAGUGUGAGAGAGAGAAGGCACAGGAGCUUAAGGAAGAAGUAGUUCCCAGCAUUUCCUCCACAGAGGAAGCGGCCCCAGUGGUGCUGUUGAGCGAGGAGGAAGAGCAAAGGUCUGAAGUGAAAGGUCGCAGCUGGCGAGGAGAUGAUGCACGGUCUAUUGUGUCAGGUUACUCUACUCUGUCCACUCUGGGGCGGAGUUUAACAUCAGAGGGGCGGGGUGAAGAUGCAGACGACGAGCAUAGUGAACUGGUGAGUGAAACCGAUAAUGAAAGCGGAUUCGCUUCGCGCUCCCUCACCCAAGAGAGGCCGGAAAAACCAAGCCAUUCAAGCCAGAACUCACACACCUCACCCGAACCAACCGCACCACGCAGUUUCCUCUAUGCCCACUGCAAAUCGCACACGCCUCAUUCUGCCUCUGGCUUAUCCCUUGCUCCGCCUCCUCCUCCCCUCACAACCAGUCCUGAAGAUAGCGCAGCACGUUCAUCUACUCCUUCAAGCACCUCUUACUCAUCAUCCGCCUCCCAGCGCCUCCACAGCCGCCCCUCUUUUAACUCCCACCGCCUCAUACAGUGCGACACCCUCGCGCGCCGUCGGCUCAAGGCAGACAAAUCCAAAGGGCCCUCAGUGGAUCUUUCCGAACAGUCCAGCUCCUCCACCACGGAGGGAGAACGGCGGUCAGGUGCGACUCAAAUCCUUGAUUCCUCUUCCUCUCAGUCCCCCAAAGCCAAAUCCUCCUCUAAAGGGGUUAACGUGCGAAACGAGUGCACGCCAAAUUCCGCAGCCGGUCUAGGAAGUAAGAGCUGCUUGUUGUCCACUGGGCAGGGUUCCCUGGCGGAUCAGGUCCGGGCUCGUCUGAUGGGCUCGGCGGAUGAUCUACGCAGCGUCGGCCUGAGGAAGCAGCUCUCGCCAGAGACACGCCGAAAGAGACGUGCAUGGAGGAGGCACACCGUGGUGGUCUCUCCUACGGACUGUUCAGUGAAAAAACCACUGGCGCUGCCCCCCAAACCUCUAGCGUCACCCUCCCCUGUUGAAAAGCAGGACGUUGGAGAGUCCCACCCAGAGUGCUCAGAGACUGAAGCCCCUACUGCACGGCGGGCCCUGCCUACCUCACGCUUUCGUGAUUUCCUGUAGCAGUGAUGGUGUGUACAGGCUAGUGAACCAAGAGAGCUGGAUUUGGGUUGUGUUGUAGCUGCGUCCUCAGUCUGUUCACACUGCUCACACUGACAGCGAUUAUGUGGUUGAUUAAGUACUGUUGACCGCUAGGUGUUCAUACUCACUAUAGUCAAAGACUAUAGAAUACCCAAGACAUGUCACUCGUAUAGUUUUGAAUGGGGAAAAGUGCAGCGCUCGAUAUGGCUGCUCAAUCGCAGGAAGCCCCGCCUUCUGAAUGAAAGAGCCAAUUGCUAAUUGGUAAAGUCACUGCAGUUAGAAGUCCCGGUUGCUAUAGAAACAGUCAGUGUUCUGAGAUGUGCACUUAGGACUGUGAAUGCGCACUGGCUGGUCUAGUCUGAAAAAUAAGCUUUUUUUAUGCUGUUUGAGCAAAAUAAACAACAAAUAUGAUACAGUUGUUGUCAGAUUACUUUGGUGAUUUCAGAUAUGAAAUUUAAUCUUAUUAAGCUUGGCAAAAAGUUUUUAAGAAUUUGAUGUUUCCCCAUUCAAAGAUAUAGGAGCUGCACUUGCGUGCCCGAGAGGCAUUUCAAAGACGGCUGCCGAGUGACAUGUCCUCCCUUAAAGAGACUUUGCUGUAGUGUCCAACUGUGUCUAGUAGUGGAUGAUGUGAGCACCAUUGUGCACCAUUCAGAAUUAGAUUGAGAAUGAUUUUAAAUUCUAGUUCAGUUUUGGAAUUUGAACAGAAUUUAAAUUGAGGUAGCAAAUUUAAAAAUGGAAUUUUAUUAAGUGGAAUUAAAAUGAACUGAAAUUCAAAUAAAACUGCAACAAGGGCAUUUUCAUACCUGUAGAGUGUUUGCUUUGUUCCGGAAGAGGGAUUUAAAUUGUUACAAUAGCCCCUUUCACACAUACAGAGUUUACUGGUAAAUUACUGGUAGAUUACCAUUAAGAAAUCAUGUGUGAACAGGAUCUUUUCAAAAAUACCGGUAAAUUUGUUCUGGCAAUUUGAGAAGUUGUAACAUUACCAGUAAAUUACCACAAUGAUGCUGUGUGUGAACGCAGAAUGAAGAUUACCAAUAUGAGUGUGUAUGAGUUCAGAAUGCGCUGAUGUAAGACGUCUACUCUGGGCCAAUCCAGAGCCACUGAAAUUCAACGCCUCUGGGCCAAUUAUAACACUCUGAUGCAAACGAUGCAUUUACUCCACACUGUGUAGUUCGAUUUGAAGUCAUGUAAUGCAAUAUCUCUGGGCCAAAAUUGUGCAUGAAUGUGAACGUUUGACACAAAAA
Cyprinus carpio (common carp) is the source of this 8595-nucleotide messenger RNA. Its product is annotated as rho GTPase-activating protein 23-like. Gene Ontology annotation, biological process: signal transduction. The record is from RefSeq and is a predicted model, not a curated record. Gene Ontology annotation, molecular function: protein binding. Lineage: Eukaryota; Metazoa; Chordata; Actinopteri; Cypriniformes; Cyprinidae.